AUGCCUCGACUUGUUCCCGGGGCCCUCCCUAUAAAGUUGGGUGGCCAGUCGGGCUGGAGACAGGUGCGAUUUGGACCUUCGCUUGUGUGUGGAGCGAUGCAGACGCUGCGGGUGCCGGACCCCCGGCGGGACAUGGUACCCGAGAGUUCCCGAGACCAGGGGGCCGACAGGGCGGACGGGAUGGCGCUAAUGGAGGCAGCCCUGAUGGCCUCGCCCCACGCCGCCAUGACGGGACCCCGGCGGAGGAGGAGGACCAAGUACAACUCCUGGCAGAAGAGCUUACUGGAGAGGGCAUACUCAGUGUGCAAGUACCCCAACGUCUGGACCCGCGAGACCCUCUCGAAGGCCCUCAACGUCGACGACGCCCGGAUUAUCGUGUGGUUCCAGAACCGGCGAGCUCGUUACAGCCGCCAGACGGGAGGUGCACGGGGCCGUUCCCGGGCUGCACCCAGCGAUGACCCCCCCCCGCCAGCCAUCGGGGACCCUGCAUUACCCCGGCCCCAGCUACCAACUGCCCCGCAGCACCCUGGGCCCCAGCCCCUGCCCCUCCUGUCACGACCCCAAGCAGGAGGCAAUUUUCUCGGCCCCGGCCUGCAGCCUGGCGCAGACCCCGGCCCCCGAGCUCGCCCACUGGGCCCCACCGCCGACCCCCUCCCCUGCCUUCGGCUCGUACCCGGCCCACCCGCUGGACAGCAUCGAGCUCGAGUUCACCGAGGCCGACUUUGAGGCGGGGCUGGGGAUGGAUUACGCCCUGUGACGGCCCUCUCCGCUGCUCGGCAACGCCAGACCCAGCCCGUCACCUGACGUCGACCGGCUUUUGGGAAGUGAACUCUGACUGGGCUGGGGACGAUCACUGAGGGGAUGUGGCUGCAGAAUUGUCUACCUUUGUCUUAGGAGUUUCUCGAUGUGGGUACAAGCUCUGAAUAACCUCGAGUGUGUGUGAGGGGACGGUGCGGAGGGAGAUUCACUCUGUGUCUGACCCCGGGAGUGUGUGAUGGGACGGUGCGGAGGGAGUUUUACUCUGUGUCUGACCCCGGGAGUGUGUGAUGGGACGGUGCAGAGGGAGUUUCACUCUGUGUCUGACCCCGGGAGUGUGUGACGGGACGGUGUGGAGGGAGAUUCACUCUGUGUCUGACCCCGGGAGUGUGUGAUGGGACGGUGC
Messenger RNA from Hypanus sabinus (Atlantic stingray), 1162 nucleotides. RefSeq names its product retina and anterior neural fold homeobox protein 2-like. NCBI's taxonomy places the organism in Eukaryota, Metazoa, Chordata, Chondrichthyes, Myliobatiformes, Dasyatidae. The record is from RefSeq and is a predicted model, not a curated record. Bases 1 to 726 code for a protein of 241 amino acids. The transcript has 3 exons. Gene Ontology annotation, molecular function: DNA binding.